UCCAGCCCUUUAUAAAAGGCCAAGUAUCAGCAGUGUUCCAGCACAGAACUUGAUCUGGCGCUUUACUUAACAACACCAAGAUGUGGAAAAUUUCUUUGCUAAUGGUCCUAGCUAUCGGUUGCAUUUGCGUGGCUAGCCAGACGACCAUAUCGCCGCGGGGCCGUGAGAUUUGCCAGCGCAAGAACACCAGAUGUCUACACAAUGAGGUCCGUCUGGGAACUUCCGACGAUGUUACUGUUGGCUUUAACAACCAAUGCCGUGGGAGUGAUCCCAGUUGGCGCGAUAUCACCCGGUGCCAGUUGGCUGACGCCACCUGCCAAUUGACUAUAGUGCAGUUUAGGACACCUUCCUGUGAAAAUGUGAGAAUAACUCUUCAGUCUGGUCCAACCAAGAACAGAACUCGUCGCACGGGACAAUGGACGGGCCGUAAUGGCCCUACUCUCCCUACUCUUCCUACUCUCCCUACUCUUCCUACACUCCCUACUCUUCCUACUCUCGAUCCGAACUGUCCUGAUUGUACUCUCCCUACUCUUCCUACUCUCCCUACUCUGCCUACUCUUCCUACUCUUCCUACUCUCCCUUCUUACUAUACUUGACCGACUCGCCCCAUUCGCCGACCCCUCCCUUGCACAGAACCCAUCGAGUAAAAUAUUUAUGCAAAAUGGAAAAUCUGGAAAAUCUGGAAAUUCAGGAAAGUCUGAUGAAUAAAAAUAAACAACUCAAUGCUGGCAAAUACAUAUUUUGAAAUUUUCUGUCAUUAAA
Messenger RNA from Drosophila obscura, 762 nucleotides. RefSeq names its product integumentary mucin A.1-like. Lineage: Eukaryota; Metazoa; Arthropoda; Insecta; Diptera; Drosophilidae. The transcript is spliced from 3 exons. Bases 81 to 596 code for a protein of 171 amino acids. The record is from RefSeq and is a predicted model, not a curated record.